Neoarius graeffei (lesser salmon catfish) is the source of this 4277-nucleotide messenger RNA. Its product is annotated as NACHT, LRR and PYD domains-containing protein 12-like. The record is from RefSeq and is a predicted model, not a curated record. Lineage: Eukaryota; Metazoa; Chordata; Actinopteri; Siluriformes; Ariidae. Gene Ontology annotation, molecular function: protein binding. The transcript is spliced from 14 exons. The coding region runs from base 409 to 3795 and encodes 1128 amino acids.
CUCUUCAGUGAGUAUACGGAAAUCGCUGAGCUUUUCCAGUGGGCAUACGGCGUAUACCUGCGUAUCACGUAGACUACACCACUGCUUAGCAUUCGCCUAUAUUGCCUAUGCCACGGGCCGGCUCUGUGUGUGUGUCCGCGUCUGUCUGUCUGUCUCCAGUGUGUGUGUGUGUCCGCGUCUGUCUGUCUCCAGUGUGUGUCUGCGUCUGUCUGUCUCCAGUGUGUAUCCAUAGUGUGUGUGUCCCUCCCUCCGCCCAGAGCAGGAAGUGAAAGUGAAAGUCAGCAGCUCCAUUUAGUGCCGAGGAGAAAACGAACCUUUUCAGGACUAAAACACGACCGGUGCUUGACCACGCCCCCGCUGCCACACUGCUGUUUUGAGAGCCUGAGGGACUAAUCCAGUUGAAAGGGAAUGAUGGAGGGAAAGAGAUCAGACUCACCAGAACCCAGCUGUGUGUCCAUGAAGAGUGACUGGUCAAUGGACCAUCCAGCUAACUUCAGAGACAGAGACAGUCCUGCUGAUCUGAGACCACAAAAGAAGAAAUCAAACAUCAGCAGAAAGCAGCUGGAGUCCAUAUUCAAGGAGCUGGAACACAAAGUCAUCAGUGUGAUCCAGAAGGAGCUGAAGAGGUUUAAGAAGCUCCUGAGUCCAGAUUCCCCAGCAUGCUCUGAGAGGGAGGUGGAGGAUGAGGAGGAUCAGAGCAGUGUCAGAGAGGGAGUGCUGAAGAUCACACUGCACUUCCUGAAGAACAUGAACCACACAGAUCUCGCUCACACACUGCACUACAAACUCAUCUCUGUGUAUCAGCAAAAGCUGAAAUCCAACCUGAGAGAGAAGUUUAAAAGAGUUAAGGAAGGAAUCUCACAGCAUGGAAGCUCAGCUCUUCUGAAUGAGAUCUACACAGAGCUCUACAUCACAGAGGGGUGGAGUGGAGACGUCAAUAAAGAACAUGAGGUGAGACAGAUUGAGACAGCAUCCAGGAGACCAGCAACACAGGAGACACCCAUCAAAUGUAAUGAUCUCUUUAAAGACACGUCCAUCAGAAGUGUGCUGACUAAAGGAGUUGCUGGAAUUGGAAAAACAGUCUCUGUGCAGAAGUUCAUUCUGGACUGGACUGAAGGAGAAGCAAAUCAGGAGGUCACCUUCAUGUUCCCACUUCCCUUUAGAGAGCUGAAUCUGAUGAAGGAGAAAAAUCUCAGUCUGAUGAAUCUUCUUCAUCACUUUUUCCCAGAAAUGAAAGAAUUUCGAUUAAUAGACUGUGAUAUGAACAAAGUCCUGUUGAUCUUUGAUGGUCUGGAUGAGUGUCGACUUCCUCUAAAUUUCCAGAACAGUGAGAGAUUGUGUGAUGUGACAGAGUCGGCCUCAGUGGAUGUGCUGCUGACAAACCUCAUCAAGGGGAAUCUGCUUCCCUCUGCUCUCCUCUGGAUAACCUCUCGACCAGGAGCAGCCAAUCAGAUCCCUCCUGAGUGUGUAGACCAGGUAACAGAGGUACGAGGGUUCAGUGAUCCUCAGAAAGAGGAGUACUUCAGGAAGAGGAUCAGUGAUCAGAGCCUGGCUAAUAGAAUCAUCACACACAUGACAUCUUCAAGAAGCCUCUACAUCAUGUGCCACAUCCCAGUCUUCUGCUGGAUCUCAGCCACUGUUCUCGAGAGAAUGUUGGGUGAAGCAGAGAGUGGAGAGAUCCCCAAGACUCUGACUCAAAUGUUCACACGCUUCCUGAUCUUUCAGAUCAAACACAAGGACCAAAAGUACCAUCAGAAAUGUGAGCCUGAUCCUCAGCAGACCAGAGCGAGUAUCCUGGCACUGGGAAAACUGGCUUUCCAACAGCUGGAGAAAGGAAACCUGAUCUUCUAUGAGGAAGACCUGAGAGAGUGUGGCAUUGAUGUGAGAGAAGUGUCAGUGUACUCAGGAGUGUGUACCCAAAUCUUCAGAGAGGAGUUUGGGCUUCACCUGGGGAAGGUGUUCAGCUUCGUACAUCUGAGCGUUCAGGAGUUUCUGGCUGCUUUAUACGUUUUUCUCUGUUUUAAUUUUAGUAAGGGAAAUGUGCUCAUGGAUCAAAGGACUGGGCUUUUUAAUUUCUUAAGAAAGUCAAACACGUCUGAUUUUCUCAAGAGUGCAGUGAACAAGGCCUUACAGAGUGAGAAUGGACACCUGGACCUGUUCCUCCGCUUCCUUCUGGGUCUCUCACUGGAGUCCAAUCAGACUCUCUUACGAGACCUACUGCCCCAGACAGGAAGUAGAUAUCACAGCAAACAGGAAACAGUCGAGUACAUCAAGGAGAAGAUCAGGGAGAAUCCAUCUCCAGAGAAAUCCAUCAAUCUGUUCCACUGUCUGAAUGAACUGAAUGAUCAUUCUCUAGUGCAGGAAGUACAACGUUACCUGAACAGAGAUGAUUUCAGUCGUCUCAGUGGAGUCAGACUCUCUCCUGCUCAGUGGUCAGCUCUGGUGUUUGUGUUACUGAACUCAGAACAGGAGCUGGAUGAGUUUAAUUUGAGGAAAUAUGACUCAUCAGAUGAAUGUCUUCUGAAGCUGCUGCCAGUGGUCAAAGCCUCCAGAAAAGCUGAUCUGUGUGGGUGUAAACUGACAGAGGAAAGCUAUAGAGUUCUGUCCUCAGUUCUCAGCUCAAACUCCUCCAGACUGAGAGAACUGGACCUGAGUCACAAUAACCUGCAGGAUUCAGGAGUGAAGCUGCUCUCUGCUGGACUGGAGAAUCCACACUGUACACUGGAGAUACUGAGGUUGUGUAACUGCAGUAUUACAGGUGAAGGUUGUGCUGCUCUGGUUUCAGCUCUGAGGUCAAAUCCCUCAUCACACCUGAGAGAACUGGAUCUGAACUGGAAUAAUCCAGGAGAAUCAGGAGUGAAGCUGCUCUCUGAUCUACUGAAGGAUCCACACUGUACACUGGAGACACUACAUCUGUGUGGGUGUAAUCUGACAGAGGAAAGCUAUAGAGUUCUGUCCUCAGUUCUCAGCUCAAACUCCUCCAGACUGAGAGAACUGGACCUGAGUACCAAUAACCUGCAGGAUUCAGGAGUGAAGCUGCUCUCUGCUGGACUGGAGAAUCCACACUGUACACUGGAGAUACUGAGUCUGCGUGGGUGUAAUCUGACAGAGGAAAGCUGUAGAGUUCUGUCCUCAGUUCUCAGCUCAAACUCCUCCAGACUGAGAGAACUGAACCUGAGUAACAAUAACCUGCAGGAUUCAGGAGUGAAGCUGCUCUCUGCUGGACUGGAGAAUCCACACUGUACACUGGAGAUACUGAGGUUGUCUAAAUGCAGGAUUACAGGUGAAGGUUGUGCUGCUCUGGUUUCAGCUCUGAGGUCAAAUCCCUCAUCACACCUGAGAGAACUGAAUCUGAACUGGAAUAAUCCAGGAGAAUCAGGAGUGAAGCUGCUCUCUGAUCUACUGAAGGAUCCACACUGUACACUGGAGACACUACAUCUGUGGGGGUGUAAUCUGACAGAGGAAAGCUGUAGAGUUCUGUCCUCAGUUCUCAGCUCAAACUCCUCCAGACUGAGAGAACUGGACCUGAGUAACAAUAACCUGCAGGAUUCAGGAGUGAAGCUGCUCUCUGCUGGACUGGAGAAUCCACACUGUAAACUGGAGAUACUGAGGUUGUCUGGCUGCAGGAUUACAGGUGAAGGUUGUGCUGCUCUGGUUUCAGCUCUGAGGUCAAAUCCCUCAUCACACCUGAGAGAACUGAAUCUGAACUACAAUAAUCCAGGAGAAUCAGGAGUGAAGCUGCUCUCUGAUCUACUGAAGGAUCCACACUGUACACUGGAGACACUACAAUUGUAGUUUUCGUCCUGAUCUGAUCUGAGUCUCACACACAGAGGAUGAUGAGGAUAAACCCUCACAGUACAAAGUGAUUUGAAAAUCAUCAUCAUCAUUUAGUGAUAAUCAGAUGUGUACAACAUGUCAGCACUUCCACUUCUCUAGUUGUUUGUAAAAAUACACCAGCUGAGAUAAAUAAACUUUAAUUAACUCAACACUCAUAAAUAUUUUCUUAUUAAUAUCUUUUACAGCAAAACAGAAACUGUUAAUGCACAUCGAACAUCAUUUAAUAGUUUUGUAUGUACAGUAUGCUUCUGUUUUUCCAUUUACAUGCAGCAGAAGGUCACAUUUAUGUUUAAAACACAUCAUAAAUAUCUUAUAGUAUCAGUUCACUGCAGUAAUUUUGUCAUUGCACAAAGUUACACACUGUUUAUAACUGCGUAAAGUAAAUUAUUUUCCUCCUGAAAUUAUAAAAUUCAGAUGAGAGAGGUUUAAUUUGGUUAACU